This is a messenger RNA of Sceloporus undulatus (fence lizard), 840 nucleotides long. RefSeq lists its product as uncharacterized. The transcript is spliced from 4 exons. The record is from RefSeq and is a predicted model, not a curated record. NCBI's taxonomy places the organism in Eukaryota, Metazoa, Chordata, Lepidosauria, Squamata, Phrynosomatidae. Bases 80 to 706 code for a protein of 208 amino acids.
CAGCAAUGACUUCUAUGUGAACCUCUCCAGUUUCUCAAAGGACUUGCUUUGGGAGAACGUCAGACACCUGAACCUGGCGAUGGAGAUGCCGAGUCUGAAGACAGACCAAUGCUGUGAGAAGUUCAAAGUCAGCAAGAUCCCUGCCCUGAGGGAGAAGCUGGACGAGGUUUUAGAGCUUAUUUUGCGGGAUAUGUCCAAUCUGGAGCAAGAACUCCUCGCUAUAGAAGCCAAGGUGCAAGAGCUGGAACGUGAUAAAAAAGAACGGAAGAUAUACAUGGACAACUGUGCCAUUGUCUUCCACGUCCAAGACUUUGAGAGGGGAAUUAGGAACGACACAAUGGUCCUCCAGGCUUUCUUAGAAGAACUGAGAUCCAAAUCAAAAGCUCUUACCAAGGCGAGAUCGGAGGUGGUGGCCAGACAUGCCUGCAUUUGCUGGGAGGUGCAAGCUGUACUCUUGUCGUCCAGAGAGACACCACAACAACAGCAUCAGGAGCAGGAGAUGCCGAACGGUAUGGGAGCAGAGGCAUCAAGCGCUCAUGAACUGGAAGAAGAAGAAGCAAAGAAGCUUGAGCAUAACCUGAGCACAGUAGAGCAAGACAUGACGGCCCAGUUAGAUGAUGCAGCAGCCGCGCUGGAGAAGGAAGAACUGGAUCCACUCACAGCUCCAAAUGCUAACAGCCAUGCAGACCAAAAGGCGGCUUUUUAACCAAAGAAACAGAAGGGACGGGGAGGUGAUUUUUUACUCAAAGGAGUUCAACUCAUCAGUUGGCUAUAUUCUUUUUAAAAAUCCGUCGAGGUUUUCUAUUUAGUGUUUUUGCAACCCAUAAUAAAUGUUGUUAU